AUGACAUGCUGCGAUUUCAGCCAUACCAACCACAACCAAAACAAGAAGGCUCACCGCAAUGGUAUCAAGAAGCCUACGAGCUACAGGACGAGGUCGAUGAAGGGUGUUGACCCGAAGUUCCGCCGCAACGCCAAGUACGCGUUGACGGGUUCACGGAAAGCUCGCACGGAGGCUAAGGCCGGAGAAUCAUGA
This is a messenger RNA of Postia placenta MAD-698-R-SB12, 192 nucleotides long. RefSeq lists its product as hypothetical. The transcript has 4 exons. The record is from RefSeq and is a predicted model, not a curated record. Gene Ontology annotation, cellular component: cytosolic large ribosomal subunit; ribosome. Gene Ontology annotation, biological process: cytoplasmic translation. Gene Ontology annotation, molecular function: structural constituent of ribosome. The coding region runs from base 1 to 192 and encodes 63 amino acids. Lineage: Eukaryota; Fungi; Basidiomycota; Agaricomycetes; Polyporales; Adustoporiaceae.